Molecule: messenger RNA, 1593 nt
Organism: Alligator mississippiensis (American alligator)
Lineage: Eukaryota; Metazoa; Chordata; Crocodylia; Alligatoridae
Product: probable G-protein coupled receptor 141
Exons: 2
Coding region: 105-971 (288 amino acids)
Cellular component (GO): membrane
Molecular function (GO): G protein-coupled receptor activity; oxysterol binding
Source: RefSeq, a predicted model, not a curated record
UUUUCCCCACAGACAGUGAAGGCGGCGUACCAUGAAUGUAUGAAGAGGAGAAGAACACAAAUAAUUACUACAGAUUCAAGAGGAAGCUUUAAAAAGAAAAGACAAUGAUGGAGAUAUCUAACACAAGCUCAGCACAACAGCUUAUUUCCCUAAAUGAAACUCAGAUCUCUAAAACACUAUAUUCAACCUUGAUAUCACUCUACAGUGUUGAUCUAGCUGGAGGCAUUACUGGAGUUGUCCUAAUGUCCCGUCACUUGCUUCAAAGAAGAUCGCAGUCUGUGAUGACUGCUAUCAUCAUCAAUCUCAUGGUAGUGCAUGCCAUUCUGUUACUUAGCCUUCCAUUCCGCCUCAGCUAUUAUAUUUCAUCUGAAUGGAAACUGGGGCGGUUCACCUGCAGAAUGAUUAGUGGCUUGAUUUACGUCCAUAUGUAUACCACUUUCAUUUUUUAUGUAGCUAUUAUUCUAAUACGCCUGCUGAAACUGGAGUUUAAGAAGUGCUACACAACAACCUGGCUUGCUGCUCUCUGGCUUGUGGGAACUCUGGUGAUCUUACCUAUUUUUCUUUCCUAUUACGGCACCACUGACAGCUACAAAGAUUCAGAAUGCUUUCAGUUCCAGAAAGACAUGAUGAAGGAGGGCAUGAUGAUAACAAACUACUGCUUGAUUGCUACUUUGAUGACAAUAUUCUCUGUACUCACCAUAAUCCAAUUAGCCAUAAUCUUUCAACUGGCAGUGAAGUACUGGCCUGAAAUGAACUCACAUGUGGAAUUCAGAGCUCACAUGAAGAGUUUCUUCUUCACCUUGGUAAUACUAGUCUGCUUUAUACCUCAUCAUGUAUUUCGACUAUACUACAUUAAACAUUUCUACCAGGAUGGAGAACAUAAACUACUCUUAUACAAUGAAAUCUUCUUAGCUUUUACAGCAAUGUGCUGCUUGGACAUGCUGUGUUUUGUAGCAGGUAUAGCCCAUUAAAUUAUAUGCUGCUGGUAAAAUAUAUGUUGCUGUGCUGCUUUCAGUUCUUUGUGGCAGAAAGACACUAUCUAAAAUGUUUCUUAGAUUUAUGAGGAUUACAGUUUUUAGUAUGAGGACAAUUUUGUUUGGAUUUCAUGUUCAGGUUUUGGAGUCUGGUAUGUCAUAACCUUCAGAAGUCACUGGUCCCCGUUCUCUCCCCGGAAGACAAUAUUUCUGAUGCCUGACUAUGCAUCUAAUCUUUGACCAAAGUAGAUUGGUUUGUACCUAUGUCAAGUUUCACCAAGAACUUUCUCUGUUUCUAAUAGUUGACAGUAACUCCAAGGAGUUAAUCUUUCCUCCUAAAGUUUCUCAGUCAUGACAGACUACCUUCUCCAGUAAAUGGUCUCUUGGACUUGGUUCAUGUUGAGGAUGGCAGGCAAACGUGAAACAACUUUUAACUGGCCAAUGAUUAGAAAGAAACUUUUUCCAUGAGCAAAACACUGAAGAAUUGUGUUAUGAAACUCUGUUCCUCCUUGUAUGCUGUUUGAAAGUGAUUUUGAAUUAACAAGGAAAUGAAUUAGGUUCAAAGACUAGAAAAAUGGCACCUGAAGACUGAAAAUCAGUUUUGAAAUAAAUAGGCUGG